Messenger RNA from Neurospora tetraspora, 1388 nucleotides. RefSeq lists its product as uncharacterized. The transcript has a single exon. Bases 83 to 1303 code for a protein of 406 amino acids. NCBI's taxonomy places the organism in Eukaryota, Fungi, Ascomycota, Sordariomycetes, Sordariales, Sordariaceae. The record is from RefSeq and is a predicted model, not a curated record.
AUCAUCGCCAGCGACAGACAGCGUCAUCCUCAUUGACGUCGUUAUUCGCACAUCCCCUUGAUCAAGUCAAACAUCUGCCACAAUGUCAUCCAGACCAUCAAAACGGGCCAAAACUGGUCACGGCCCUCUCCGUGUCACCCGCGUUCAACCACACCGACAAUGUGCCAAUCGCCCCCCUCGGUUCUGGCACUUCCUGGACCUGCCCGCCGAAGUCCGCAACAUGAUCUACUCCCAACUCCUCACCAUCCCCACCGCCGCCGACGUGGCCGGCGUCUGGGAAACCCAGCCCCGUCUCGACCUCAGCCUUUUGUACGUCGACAAGCAGAUUUCUCGUGAGGCCGCCUUCGUCCUUUAUAGUAUGAACACCUUCGUCUUCCUCGAGCCCUGCGACGAGCACCGAGACCUCCACCCGGACGCCCAGGACAGCACUCUCCACCGCAGCUGCACCUGGCUCCGGAGUAUCGGCCAGGCCAACGCCCUGUCGGUCCGCAACCUGCACAUCCGCAUCCGCGCCGAGCGCUCAUCUCGUCCGGACUCGUACUACUCGGACCUGAUCCUCGAGCUCUCCGGCCUGGCACCAAACCUGACCCGACUAGCCAUCAUCGCCGAGAAGCACGCGAUGCAAGCCCGGCCCGUGCCCGCCCCCGUCCCCGCAGGGGCCGGCUCAACAGCAGGAGGACACCAGCAGGCCUUGGAGAUGCACUGGCACCGCCAGUGGGACCCCAACCACGUCACGCCCAUCAACACGUGGACCUUGUACCAGAUGCGCAUCGGCCUGCGCAAGUUUCCCAACUUGAUGAGCUUGGUCCUGGCCGGCUUCGAGCAGCCCGACCGAUUCUUCACGCCCCUGGCCCGCUUGAUCAACAAACACAAGCACUGCAGGAUCCACGUCGUGAGGCGGACUGUCGCCAGUCGGAGCUGUAGGAAACACCCCAACUUUUCGACGCUGUGGAAUGAGCAGGCUGUGUUGGACCAGAAUGGCAGGCCCAUCCCUAAACUCGAGAAAAAGAAGAGUGGUGGUAGUGGCUCCUGUGGGGCUGGGACUGCGAGCAACACUAACAACAAUCAGACUACUGAUGCUACUGAUGCUCAGAACACUACUACUACUGGUCAGAGUAGUGCUGCUACUGGUCAGGAUGCAUCUGAUGCUGGCCAGAAUGCUGCUGCUCAGGCUCAGGAGGAGGAGGAUGAUGCUGCUUCGGAUGAUGGUUGGCAGGAUAUCGAGGCUCUUCAAAGUGAUAGUGGUGCUGAAGAAGAUGACGAAGGCGAGGAAGACGAUAUGAUCGACGAAAUGAUCGCCUAGUAGGCGGAUUGUGUGUGCAUUGUCAUUGUCGACUCUUUACGGCAACAACAACCCGGUUCACGAAUAUUGUUCGAGCGUCAUCCCA